AUGUUGUUGGCCACAGCUCUGGUCCUCCCAGCUCUAAGUCUGGACAGCCUGCUGUGUCACUUCUGUCCCCUGCAGCACAAAAGCAAAUCCUGCGGCAACAUCACCGCCGAGUGUCUGCCCGACCAACGCUGCUCCAGUGACAGAGGUCACUACGGACUUGUCCACGUCCUGUCCUCUCAGAGCUGCGUGAACCGUGAACUCUGCGGUUCCCAUGAAAUGAUCUCUUACAGAGGGGUCAAGUACAACGUCAGUCACACCUGCUGCUGCGAGGACAAGUGCAACAGCCCGCCAAAGAAUGAUUCGAAUUUGAAGAAGCUGCUGGGGAUGAUCCCAGACAACGUUACUCGUGCUCUCGGAGAACAACUUUACGAUUCAUGUGCAAAUUACACAUCAGUGACGAGCAACACAUCAAAGAAAUAA
This is a messenger RNA of Solea senegalensis (Senegalese sole), 420 nucleotides long. Its product is annotated as protein Bouncer-like. The transcript has a single exon. Bases 1 to 420 code for a protein of 139 amino acids. The record is from RefSeq and is a predicted model, not a curated record. Lineage: Eukaryota; Metazoa; Chordata; Actinopteri; Pleuronectiformes; Soleidae.